AUGCUACCUCACGGUGUCCGCCCUGAGAACCAGCGCCGCCGAGGCACACCAUCACCACAAACCAACGGGUCAGAGCCUAAUGGAUUUGUUGACUCUGCCUCGGAUCCAGAGUCUGCGGUCUUUAACCCUAAGUUAAUGGACGUACUCAAGGUUCGCUUCUUGCUCCAGUGGAAGCUCACCGUCGGUCUCCCCGAGGAACUCGUCGAUAUGAUCGUCGAUGCCGCCGAAUAUUGGCCUUCGACGGAGCAUGUGAUAGACGAACAAAGGACGAUCCACAAAGAUUGUGAUCAAGUUUUGUUGAAAACAGUGCCAUUCCUAGAAAAGGGAUCAUCUCCAAAACCAUUACCUCAUCGAGGCGCGCAUCCCUGUCGCAGGAUCAUCUUCAACCUUUCAUCCCGCGAUCAAGGUGGGGGACGGCCCCGCCACAACAUGUACGAGUUCUCGUGGACGUGGUUCGAUACAGAAGUGAUCCAUGGCGCACACAAGAAGUGCAUGUAUGCCAAUGGAAACGAGCAAGAGAUCCUCGACAACGAACGCGGACAAGUGCGCAAACAUUACACCGAAGCCGAUGACCUGUUGCUACCGCGCGGCAAUAAGUUGCAGGUGAAUGGAGCUCAUGUCAGUGAGAUGCAACACAAUACGAUCAUAUGGGACUACCGUGAUGAUGUCAAGGCGGACUCCCCCGAAGCCCAUGAGAUUGAGAAGACGCGGGGCCGUGGCCGCCUUACCCUUGAUGGACGUGGGGUGCGGGAGCUGGAAGUUGGGGACUCCAUUGCACUGUGGGCCCGGGCGAGGUUCCCCGGGUGGUCGAACCAUGUGCAUCGGGCCAGCGUGAGAGUCUACUGGGCUGUAUAG
Messenger RNA from Penicillium olsonii, 855 nucleotides. The record is from the annotation of a GenBank genome assembly. NCBI's taxonomy places the organism in Eukaryota, Fungi, Ascomycota, Eurotiomycetes, Eurotiales, Aspergillaceae.